AUGUCUCAAGAUCAUUCCAAAGCCUGGCGCAUCCGGAACACAGUUCAGGGAGCUUGCACUAAUGAAGGCAUCGAUCAAAACCUCUCACUCGAGGAAGUGCCCAAACCCAGCCCUAAGGAGGCCCAGAUUCUUGUCCGAAUCCACGCUGCCUCUCUCAACUACCGAGACCUCCUAAAAGCUGGCCAAACUCAAGGCGCCUUCGACAUCAAACUCGGACUCGGUGGGAAGAACAUUGAUGGAGUCUUGCAACAGUAUGCUGUGUUCGACGAGGAUGCGCUGGCCCCCUUACCCUCUCACUUGACAUUUGAGGAAGCUGCAGCUCUCAGCGGCCCAUACGUUUCGGCUUGGAACGCGCUGUUUGGAGGCCCACAGCAACUCAUAAAGGGAGACACCGUGGUGAUCCAGGGUACCGGUGGUAUCGCCGUGGCUGCCGGGGCUGAGCAUGCAAUCAACUACAAGAAUAACCCCACCUGGAGCAGAAAGAUUCUCACUUUGACCAACGGCCGUGGCGCUGACCAAGUCCUUGACGUUGUUGGCGCUUCGACCAUUGCAGAGUCUUUGCGUGCGCUGCGACAGGAUGGCCUAGUAUCAGCCAUUGGAUUCAUGUCUGCUCCCGAAAAACAUGAUCUAAUUCCGGAGUUUAUCUUUGGUGCCAAGACGAUUCGAGGCUUGAUGUAUGACAGCCUAGGCAUGCUCCAGGAUCUGAGUGCUUUUGUUGAGAAACACAAGAUCAAUCCAAUCAUUGCGAAAGCUUUCGAGUGGAACGAUGCCAAACUGGCCUAUAAAGCUAUGCUUGCUCAGGGCUUUGUUGGGAAGAUUGUGGUUAAGGUUGAGUAA
This is a messenger RNA of Colletotrichum godetiae, 837 nucleotides long. RefSeq names its product putative zinc-type alcohol dehydrogenase-like protein. Lineage: Eukaryota; Fungi; Ascomycota; Sordariomycetes; Glomerellales; Glomerellaceae. The record is from RefSeq and is a predicted model, not a curated record. Gene Ontology annotation, molecular function: oxidoreductase activity. The transcript is spliced from 5 exons. Bases 1 to 837 code for a protein of 278 amino acids.